CUCUUGUUACCUGGGAGCCGCCGCGGGGGCAGGGCCAGGGCCAGGGCCAGGGCCGGCACCGGGAGCCCGGCCACCGCACAGGAUGGAUCAGAUCUCAGAUGAAGAUGUGGACCAUGCAGUGGAGGAGGACAGUGACCAGGAGGACCAGGACCUCGAUAAGAUGUUUGGGGCCUGGCUCGGGGAGCUUGAUAAACUCACUCAGAGUCUGGACACAGGAAAACCCGAAGAGCUGAAAAAAUCUCCACUUCGUCAAGAAACUAAUCUUGCCAACUUCUCGUAUCGCUUCUCAAUGUACAAUCUGAAUGAGGCUUUGAGCCAGGGUGAUGGAGUCGACUUGGACGCUCUCAUGGCUGACCUCUGCUCCAUGGAACAGGAACUCAGCAACAUCAGCAAAGAGCCUUCAAGGCAAGACAGUGUUGUGGAGAAAACAUACAAGGAAGAGGUGCCAGGCAAGAUGCCAAGCAAAGAAACCAAACCCACUCCAAAACAAUCUGCUGUUCGAACGGCCUCCAAGCACGGCAGCUUGAAGGGCUCUCCAUUAUCAUCAAGGAGUCCCAAAGCAUUGCACACUAACUUUUCACUGGAUGAUAUUGCUGCACAACUGGAACAGGCUACCCUCAGUAUGGACGAAGCAGGACGCCAGGCUAGUACCGUGUCAUUUGAUGUUAAACCCAAUCAGCACAAGAGAACUGGCUCAUCUGGAACUGUCAGCGAUGCAGAUAUUCGUUCAACCAGUACCUCAUCUAGAUCAAGCUUAACUUCCGCCACAUCCAGCCAGGAUUCUCUGGACAUCGACAAGGUCACCCGGCCACAGGAGCUAGAUUUGACCCAACAAGGCCAACCCACAACAGAGCAUUCCUAUCUGGACAGGGAAACGUCAAUCAUUUUGAGAAACAUAGCCGGGAAACCUUCUCAUUUGCUGACCAAGGAGGAACAGGCGGCCAGGCAGAAAGCAGAAAAAAUCAGGGUGGCGCUAGAGAAGAUCAAAGAAGCACAAAUCAAAAAGCUGGUUAUACGGGUCCACAUGUCCGAUGACAGCUCCAAAACAAUGAUGGUUGAUGAAAGACAAACAGUCCGGCAGGUUUUGGGCAACCUGAUGGAUAAGUCCCACUGUGGAUUCAGCUCAGAUUGGUCACUGGUGGAGACUAUUCCUGAGCUACAAAUGGAACGAAUCUUUGAAGAUCACGAGAAUCUAGUGGAGAACCUCCUGAAUUGGACUCGGGACAGUCAGAACAAACUCAUGUUCACCGAGCGCAUUGAGAAAUAUGCACUCUUCAAAAAUCCUCAGAAUUACCUGCUGGGGAAAAGAGAAACUUCAGAGAUGGGAGACCGAAACAAGGAAGCGCUGCUAGAGGAGUUUUUCUGUGGAGGUUCAGUGACUGUUCCAGAGAUAGAGGGCUUGCUGUGGCUGAAAGAGGAUGGCAAAAAAUCUUGGAAGAAACGUUACUUUCUGCUUCGAGCCUCUGGAAUCUACUAUGUACCUAAAGGAAAGACAAAGACCUCUCGGGACCUGGCCUGUUUCAUUCAGUUGGACCACGUGAACGUAUACUAUGGGCAGGACUAUCGCAGCAAGUACAAGGCCCCGACAGACUACUGCUGCGCACUCAAGCACCCACAGAUUCAGAAGAAGUCACAGUACAUCAAGUAUCUCUGUUGUGACGAUGUUCGAACUCUUCAUCAGUGGGUCAACGGCAUCCGCAUUGCCAAGUAUGGGAGGCAACUCUAUGAUAACUACCAGGAGGCUGUGAAGCGGGCAGAGACUGCAUACGAGUGGUCCUCCCUGUCCAGUGCUAGCAUGAAAUCUGGGUCCAGUUCUUCCAGCUUGCCAGAAUCACACUCAAAUCAUUCCAGCCAGUCAGACAGUGGUGUUUCUGACAUACAGUCCACAGGCCACGUCCGUUCCCAGAGCAUAGUCAGCUCCAUUUUCUCAGAGGCUUGGAAGAGAGGCACUCAGCUGGAGGAGCAGCAGCAUACCAAGAUCAGGACAGACUCCAUCAGAUCUCACACCUUGCCUAUACCACCGUCUUCCCCACAGACCAGGAUCAGUGUGCCACAUGUGGUGCCACAGCCCUCCCCGCCCCCAACGCCCCCACCACCUCCUCUGGCAACCACCCCUUCCACAAAAUACAGCACCAUAAGCAGGCAGCAUCCCUCCACCCAGCCAGCUCUACCUGCCUUCAAGGCCCCACUGGUACUUCAACAGUCCUUGCCUCCACCCCCACCUUCACAGCUUGUGAAGCCCCAACUGGUUUUAUCAAGUGGUGGCCAAUGCUCUCCUCCACCAUCACCUCCCUCACCGCCCCCACCUCCUCCUCCUCCUCCUCCUCCUCCACAGAUCCACACUUCAUCUGUUUUUAAGGUUGGACCCCCCAGCCCCUCGCCUGCGCUGCCUCAGUUCACUCCCCCACCGCCACCACAGAAGUUACACCAGCAUAACCAUGUUCUGCCAUUGGUCAAGGAGGCCCCCACUCCUCCUCCUCCGCCACCACCUGCACCACCUCUACCGCAGGGUGCCAUCACCAAAAAGUUGGGGGCUCCAUUUGCUGGGCCCACACACCAACCGCCUCAAACAGCUCCCAAACCAGCAGUGCCUAAUGCUUGCCAAAUGGAGCCCCCUCCACCUCCACCCCCUCCCCCAGCACCUGCCCUCCCGCCAAUGAUGAAAAUCACUCAGAUGCCACCUCCACCUCCUCCUCACCCUACGCUGAAGCAAGCCAGUGUAUCUGUAAACCAAUCCCCCAUCCUUCCAUCCCCCACUAUUUCCAUAGUGAAACAAUCUAUAAAUCAGUUCCAGCCCCUACCCUGCGCUCCAAAGGUAUCCCCGCCACCCCCCAUUCAACCCCCUACCUCUCCCCCAGCUGUGAAGGCAAAACCUAAAUGGCAACCCACUUCGCAGCUUCCAUCCCCUGAGUUCCCCCCUCCGCCACCUGAAAGCAGCUUACCCCAGCCACCACCUCCACCGCCAGGGCCUACUGCUCCUCCCACUCCUGUUAAGUCGGCCUCGAUCAAGAAAUCCCCAAAAUCUUCCAGCCCUGUAGGAAAGAAGCCACCUCCCACACCCCAGCGGCAUUCUAGCAUGAAAGGACCCAAUUUGACUGACAGCAGGGAGCCACGAAAAUCUGUUGACGCUCACAGCAAUGUGUUUGAGCUGCCACUUGUGUCUCCAGGACCUCCACCCCCAGAAUCUGUAGGACCCCCACCAGCCCCUCCAAAGCCUGGUAAAUUAAACUUGGCUGCAGUUAACCUCAUGUUCCCACCAGCAGCUCCAGCAGGCAAAGGGCCAGUAAUUCCAACUGCUUCAAAGGAGCCUGUCUCAGAAUUUCCCUCUCCUCCAUCAGAUUCAGACUUUCCACCUCCACCCCCCGAUUUGGAUCUUCUCCCACCCCCUCCUUUGGAGAUGGCCACCUCUGGCUUUGCGGGGACUGUCCCACCUAAGGUUGCAGUGGUGAACCCUCAGCCUCAGACGUGGUCGAAGGCUUCAAUAAAGAAGGCGCCACCACCCGUGCUUCCCAAAAGGAGCGACAGCACUCGCUUGACACAGGGAGAGUCUGUGGAAAAUCAAAUCCCUCCCAGCUCCCCGGUACCAGUGUCUCCUAAACCAGCGUUGUCCGUACAGCCCCAUUUCCUGGCUGACCUCAACAGGACUCUGCAGAGAAAAUCCUUUACACGGCACGGCUCACUGCCCUCUGGACGCCUGUCCAAGGCAGAGCCCAUCACCACCAUGGACGACAUGGCGCUUCCUCCACCCCCUCCUGAGCUGCUUCUCGACCAGGACUCGUCUCGCUUGUACACAUCUGGCAACAUCUCAGGCUAUGCAACAUUACGACGAGGACCUCCUCCGGCUCCACCCAAACGGGGAGACAACACCAAGCUGAGUAGAGAUUGAUGAUGAGCCAGGCGCCUUCAAACUAUGUCUACAUGUUCCUCCAUAGACUCCUAGUCUACAGUAUUCAGCCCAAUGCAUUUGCUGCCUUUUUUCAAACUGUGGCUGUAUACAACUUCCAACUGAGUUGAAUCAAUCUGAUCUAAGUAGGAUUCCUCUAAAUGAAAGGCUUGGAACAAUGAAGUAUGGUGUUUCACUUGUAAAGUUAAAUAACUCUACAUGUGUAAAUGUAAAAUGCUUUGAUAUAAAAUGGGACCUUGUAGUGGGGGUGGGCUGCUGUGUUUGGUACAUUGCAAACCACUGAAUAAUGGGAGUAGGGUGCUUCAUUUUGUGGUGCAUUGGAAAGCCCUACCCAUUCUUAGUGGUCCUUAGUGUAAGGUCUAGUUUCCCCACUCACUCGGACACAUUAAUGGCUGUAAGUAAACAAGUUCAGAGUCCUGCUUUUGUCUUCAAUCAAUCAAUCAACCAACUAUUAGCAGUUCUCAUAGGACAUCCAGGUUUGAAAAAAAUCGAUGUAAGUGCUAAAUUACUCGGGAAGGGAGAGACCAGGAUUCAGGGCACAGUGUCCUGGAGCCCUUUUACCCUGAAGAACGUUAGAGUCAAUCAGCCAUGGCGGAGGGACCCUUCUUUCUGUUGGCUCUCAACAUUUAAUUAUUUCCCAGUGGAAAUAACUCUGAGAUCUCCUGAGUCAACACUUAGACCAAGUAACCUGCCUCACUACGGGAGGCCGCAAGAUAGCAUGUUGCAGAUGGGAAUAACUUUUAGGGAAGGUAAAGAAACUGUGAGUUGGGGCAGUAAGUUAAGAGCAGGGUAACCUGGUGAUCGAAACCUAGUCUUUCCUCACCUUGAGUAUGAAGGCACAGAAGACAUGUUGCACUGUAUCCUGAACUCCUGUUGAGAGUGGCCUGAACACAAAGCAGAAUAAUUAUAGACAACAGAGAAAAUGAAUGGAGCACUCCAAUCUCGGGGUAUAGCAGUUGCUAGUUCAAAAAAAAUCCACUUGUUGGUUGGUGAUUUGGGGAUCUUUGUCCAAAGUGGACUCCAAUUAGUUCAUCCAGGACUGAAAGACCAUUUCAACACAACGGUGCAUGUCAGUGUUUAACUCCCUCUUUGUUAAACCUUCUUUGACCCAAAGCCACAACACAAACAGACUGCAAAAAAAUAAACACAACUCCACAUGCAAGGUGAGGCUCUCAGGCCAGAUUGAUUCAAUAUUAACUUUUCUCUGGCUCUUACAAGCACUUUGUAUUAAAACCAAUGGUGAUUUUCUCUCCAAUACCUUGGUUCUCCAUGUGUUUUUAGUUUGUUUUAAAAAGCAGGGAAAGGCUGUCUUAAUGUGUAACCAUAGGAGUCCUUGAGUUUUGGAGUCCUUGAACAAACUGCAGAAUGCGAAAUGAGAACCAUAAAACAAAUGGGUCCUCAUUGUAAGAUUUUUAUUUGAGAAUAAUGAAGUUAGUGAGGUGUCUGUGUCGAAUAAUUCCAUGUCAAAUAUGUGUCUUCAAAUAUUGUGUUCGGACUUGAAAGCCUGUGACUCCCAAGUGAAACCAGUGGCCAGUUCAAAGAAUCAAAAACAGAAGUGUGCUUUUUGAAAACAUACCAAUUGAAUAUUGUGUGUACCAAUAUAGAUCUGCUGCUGCUUGACUCUUUGUGCAGAAAAGUUCCAGGAUCUGGACAAACAGUAUAUCCAUGAGCCAGCAAAUGAUUGAAAGUUCCGUUUGGCCAAGUAGUUUUGUAAGAAGUACAGAUUACGGUUGCCAGAAAAGUUUAUUGAAGCCAUUUAGUAAAGUAGAUACUACCAGUGAUAGAAGAUUUCAGGCUGUUGACCUUUGUUCGGGCUUUGUUUCCCAUCAUCAUUAUUUUUGUUUAUAAAAUGGUAGUUGGCGCAUUUACUGUUGUGGUGGUGGUGCUGUUAUUUGAAGCGUUCACUAGCAGUAUCUCUAGCCGUACAGAUGCAUUUGCAAAGUUGCAUCAGCUCUGCUUUCACUUCAGAACUUUUUUAUAAGGUAGAUAAUAAUGUAGGAUUGGAGAGAUAAUCCAAAAAGCAUGCAGCUAUCCUGGCCUUGCACCUGAGUGCUGAUUGACUCAAGUGUCUCUGUGAGUUGCAGAUGCAGAGCUGAUAGGCACCAUAGCCUCUUUGAACCAUAGCUGAGGUGCUCUAUUCAUGCAUUUUGUUAACGAGCACAUCUCUUGGAUCUUUGCACAGACCUAUUUAUUAAUACAGGACUCGCAGCAGUCCUAUUCCCACUGCCAAAUGCUAAUUCUCUGAGCUGCCUGCUGUUUGUAUACAGCAACAUCUGGUUUACAAGCCAGAAAACCCAGUGACAAUCGAAGCCACCUUCUUUCGCUUUAAAAUUACUAAUCUGAAGAGAGACAUUUUCAGCACAGAAGGAGGGCAUUUGGUUCAAGUCUGUGCUACUGCUACUAAAUCACUUUUUAAUAUCAAUCCUGUUUUCCAGCUCUUUCUAAAUCUGAUGCCAAUUGAUGUUUCUAAACUAUUGAUGAGACCUGUAUGUAACCGUGUCCCGGAGAAUUGUACUGGGCCAAGCACCUGUAUCUUUAGGGUUCUGUAUCAGCACAUUUCCACCACAAACUCCACUGUCAGGUAAACAUUGACACCGCAGUACCUCAUUUAUAGCUGCUGGAAAGUUUGUGACAAAAUUAAUGGUGCUACAGUACAGAAUGAGCAAGCCUGGACCACCUCCUCCACAAGGAAGCUGUCUGGUGCAUAAGGGAAUUUAAACUCUCAAUUGACUGAAGGUAUCAUGAGUGACUAAAGGACACAGGAAAGUGUCAUGUGGAGCUUUUAAAUCUUGCUUCAAAUAUGAGGAAAAUAUUAAGACGUUUUAAAGGUCUAAGAGUUGGAGUCUUAUAGUUUUAUGAGAGGUAGCAUUGAUUUGGGCAUGGCCCACGUAUUCCUACUUUAGCAAAAACAUUUCUUAAGAAAAGGUAAGCUAACUUUUCUUGACUGCAUUAAUUGCAUUUCUGGGAGUUAUGAAAUGAAUAGCGCACAAAAGAGAGGUUUCCUCUCUCACUUGAUCAGAGUGUGUGUACCUGGGUUAAUUUGUGUUUCUUAUUUUCAUCCGCACAGUACAGUUAUUUGCUUAGUGUAAAGGCAGCAUCCAGGGGCUGAAUCAUGUUUUUGGGCUUCUCUUUUUUAAAAAAAUCACUAUUCAUUUUUACAAUUGUAUUCCACCAAUCAACUUGCAAACUGCUGUAGUACUGAAACAUUGCUGCCAGCUACACUGCUGAGGUUGCGUCACUGUACUCAGCAGCUACACAGACAAGUCUACAGUUGUACUGUAACCAUGAUUUCACAUUGAGAUGAUGUGACGUAAACAUAUUGUAAUGCCUUUUUUUAAAAAAAAAACACGACCAAAAAAUGAAAAAGAAACCUCUUACCUGCAUCAAAUGUGGGUCAGGCACUUGGGGAGUUGGAGCAUGUCAGAAGUUGGUUGCAGUGGCCGGAAGUCCAGGCGUUGCCACUUGCUGCACUCCCAGCCCAUUGGCUGGUUGGUGAUUGCCCCUCGGGCCAGCCGGCUAAUUGCUAAGUUGAGGGAGAGCCAUUCGCCCGAGUGCCCGGCUCCACACGGUCCCACUGCGACCUGAAGCAACCUUCAAAGUAAAUUCUACAGGCUGACUGUCCAGUCAAUACUAUAUCUUUCUCCCCGCCUUGGGUGAAACCUUGGAUGGUGAAGGGUUUUUGCCAAGUCGAGACUAGUCAGUCAGUCAGUUAAGCCUGGCCUAGGGCGCAGAUUAACCAGAAGCCACAUGAAUCAGCCUGGUGACUUGUGUGAGUACUAAACCUGCUUGUUUUCUGAACGGAGUUUAUUUUUUACAUUUCUUCCUGAGCUCAUUGCAAUAUUGCCAUGUUCACUGAUUUGUGGAUAAAAGGCUGAAUGUACCAACCGCUCUUCAGUUGGUUAUCAUGGCAAAACUUCAACACACUUCAGCAGUGCAGGUCACAUGAGCUGACUACACUUUUAAUUUUUUCUUUCCCAGAAUGUUUUAUCUAAACCUCUUUUUAUACUCAAGUGUGUUUCUGUGCGAGUGUCUUGUCUUUUUUUCUGUCUUGUCUUUUUGUUUGUCUGUAUUUCUCUGGCCUGUAUCUAUGUGUGUCUCAUAACUGUCGGUAUGUCUAGCUCUUACCCUCUUUUUCAUUCCAAGUCUUCAUGUGCGUUUCUCUCCCUCGCAUUCUCCACCCUACCAGGUCAGUACAGAAUCUUGGGGUCCUGUUUGACACUCAGCUGUCUUUUAAACACAUCCGUGCCAUGAUCCAUUCUGUCUUCCACCUCUGCAACAUUACCCACCUCCACCACUGUCUCUCCCCUGAGGCUGCCAAGUCCCUCACCCAUGUUUUUAUCAUGUCUAGGCUACAUUAUGCUAACUCCGUGCUCACCAGACUUUGCAAGCCUUCCCUCCCCAAGCUGCAGAUUAUUUAGAACUCUGCAGCUUGUGUAUUCUCCCACAUCAAGCUCCGUGAGCCGAUUACCCUCAUUCUCAUCCAUCUCCAAUUGCUUCCCAUCCCUCAGAGGUUUGAAUUUCAGAUCCUGGUCUCACUUUUAAAGCCCUCCACAGUCUUGCUGCUCCCUACUUCUGUAACUCCCUAAAACCUUACCAAGGUGCCUGCUCCCUUUGCUCAGUGGGCACUGGCCUGCUCCAUGUCCUCCUCCCAGCACACCCGACCGUCGGUGGUCAGGCGUUCAGCCUUUCUGCCUCCACCCUCUGGAACUUCAUCCGAUAGUCCUUUCGCCUAACCCCUCCCUUGCCUCCUUCAAAGCCCAUCUCAAGUCCUUCCUUCGAUCAUAGUCCCACUUCCAGCCCCCUUGUCCUCCAUCCCUCUUGACUCCAACCCCAGCUUGGGUGCAAACCCCAAUGUGAAAAGCACUAUAUAAAUGCAAUGUUUGUUGUUGUCGCUUGUAUCUCUGUGUUUGCACAACGUUUGUGCAUCUGUCUCUGUAGGUUUGUGUGGGUGCGUCUACAUCUUCUCAGAAUGUACAGGUAGAACUGAAUUCUAACUGAAAAGUAAACUGUGAUUUGGAGCACAGGAGUUGAGCAAGUUUUUGCAUCCUGUAUCUUAAUUGAUAACAAGAUUAUGUGUGACCUCUCUGAUAGGUGCCCUUUCUGAUAACAAGAUCUGAGCAAAGGGGAAAUUCUCAGACUUGAUUUUUAUUUUGGUCCUGACCCUAAAGAAAUCACAGCUUUGAAAGUUUCAGCAAAAGGAAGUGUAUUUUGGUGCGGAAUGUGCAAAGAGGUGUGAAGAAAUGGGAAAGGAUUCUGCAUCUCAUUUGUAGAUCCAAGUAGGUAAAUUAGUGUAAGAUUUGUGAUGUAUCCCAACCUUGAUAGAAACCUAGAGUGAUGCCAAUUUGUUUCUCUCUCUGCCUUCCCAUAAUCUUGGCAAUGACAGAUAGAUAUUCAUGUGGAAAAAGAUCCGGUUCCUAGGGGAUGCCUGAUGCUAUUGGUCUGUUUAGAUUCCAUGGAGUAAUUUAUUUCCUUCCCAACUGUUUUAGAAAGAAUUGGUGUGUUCAGCUAAUAGGAUUGUGGUCACUUCCUCUGCUUUAGGCAGUGUCAGUUUUGCAGACUGUCAGGAGUGUAUUUUUAUAAAUGGAUUUUCCAUGUAUCUUGCCAGACAUUGAUCUGAUGUAAUUUUUAUUGCAGCUGAGGCAAGGAGAGGAAAUCCACGGCUAAUCACAGCAUUUAUAAAACAAGGUUGAGACUGUGGGCAGAGGAGAGAAAGGGUCAGGAGAGGCGAUCAGUUUUUUUGUUACCAGAGAUUGUCACUGUGGAAGACUGUAAGUGUAAGAAAGAGCAAGGAGAGGUGAGUAGAUUCAAGUGACUCGUGUUUGUCACUGCAUGGAAAAUGAAGUGGGGAUGCAGAGUGUAACGGAGUAGCUGUCUUACAGAUACAGAUUGCUGGUUGCUGACAUACCAAGUAUGUAGUAUGACGUUUGCAAGGUUAAGGUACUGAGAUGGGAUGCUGAUAUCUUUGUAUACAUUAGUUAACUGCAUGCUGCUAUACAGAAUUCUGCAUUUCCCGAUGGCGUUUUGUUUCACAAACAAUCUCAAUUUUGAUGAUGGGUGGGAGGGAGAGAGGGGGUUCUAAUUUGCAAGUAAUUGCAUUGUUCCAUUUGUAGUCACUCCAUGGCAGUUUGUGGGACAUGGCUGUGUGCA
Molecule: messenger RNA, 10051 nt
Organism: Callorhinchus milii (elephant shark)
Lineage: Eukaryota; Metazoa; Chordata; Chondrichthyes; Chimaeriformes; Callorhinchidae
Gene: raph1a
Product: Ras association (RalGDS/AF-6) and pleckstrin homology domains 1a
Exons: 15
Coding region: 83-3886 (1267 amino acids)
Biological process (GO): signal transduction
Cellular component (GO): plasma membrane; cytosol
Source: RefSeq, a predicted model, not a curated record